AUGACCAGUGAUGAGACUGGUAACCAGCUUGCUGGAUUGGACGAUGCAUCAGACGAAAACUCUGCCUACGCAACUCUACCAUCUAACCUAUUAGAGAGCACAAAUAAAGCCAACAAAGUGAAACGAUCUCCCUUUCAUAACCUGCAAGGGGAUCAAAAUUGGUUAUCUUUGGUAUCCGCGGCUACUUUAAAUAUUUUUAAAGACAAGGACGAUUGGAGAGAGGUCAGCAAUACUACGUUGUUAUCUCCCGAAGAAUCAAUAAGCAAUUACUCCUCGUGGAAGGAUAUGAAGAUAUCUAACCCGGAUGAAGAACGUAUGAUAUAUGAGAAUCGCACACACUUGAUGACACCAAAUAGAAACAUCGAAAACGACGACGAGGACGAGGACGAUGAGGCUAUGCCUACUACAUCCAGAUUGGACUACAACGAUAUCCUUGUUAAUGCAAUAGUAAUGAAAAUAUAUGGGUUUAAGCCUUUGAUCGAUGAAUCCGCUGUGGUUAAUUGUAAUGACUGUUCCAAGAAAAUAUUACCGCGUGGUUAUACUGAGCAUUUGGAAAAUUGCGAAAAAAUAAAAGAACGUUCCAAAGAGCCUCCUAUUAAAAUUGAAGCCAGCGACACGGCUGCUGUUGAUAAGAAUCACGCGAAUAUAUCGACUGAUUCACGCGUCAAAAACGAACCUGCUGGAUCUGAAGAAACAACCACUUCUUCAGCAUUUCCAAAACAACUAGUAUCCACGCCCGCAUCGACAUCAUCGAUACCAGCAAAGAGACAACCCUCGUCACCGUCUGCAGGGAAAUCAUCUAAUGAAAAGAAACAAAAGGUGAAGAAGAACCCGACAGAGAAGAAAAAGGGCAAUAACAGAAACAAAGGCCCAAUUGACUUGGACAGACAAUGCGGCGUAUUGAUGCAACCAAAUAACACUCCUUGCACGAGAUCUCUUACUUGUAAGAGCCAUUCAAUGUCAUUGAAGCGUGCCGUUGCAGGUCGCUCAAGGAUGUUUGACGACUUGCUUCAGGCAUAUCAAAAGAAGUCUAUUGGACGUCCGUUAAACGGUAACCAAGCUAAUUCGAAAACGGAUAAUAAAAAAGAUGGUAAACCGGAGGCGGAAGAGGUGGAGGAAGUUGUGAAUUCAGAAGAAGAAGUCGACGCGGUAAUAGAGGCUAUCAUGUCGAGUACUGUUCAACCUCUUGCAGCGCGACAGUCAUCUUACGUAUCACGGACACAUACGAAUUAUUUUCUAUAUCAGGACGUGUCUGCAGAGAAUGUUGCCAAAAUAGUUUGGUAA
Messenger RNA from Paraglomus brasilianum, 1284 nucleotides. The record is from the annotation of a GenBank genome assembly. NCBI's taxonomy places the organism in Eukaryota, Fungi, Glomeromycota, Glomeromycetes, Paraglomerales, Paraglomeraceae.